AUGGAUUCCGCGUGUCUCGACCGCGUGUUCCGUCGCGACGCCUGUGCCGGACGCGUUGCGCUUGUGACAGGAGGCGGGUCUGGCAUUGGCCAAGAGAUUGCCGUCAAGCUCGCUGAGUACGGCGCCAAAGUCGCUGUGUUUGGCCGACGACAGGCAGCUCUUGAAAGGACUGUGGAUCUUAUGCGUGAUCGCGGACUACCCGAAGGCUCUUGUAUACGUAUACAAGGCGAUGUACGCUCGACGGAGAGCGCCGAAAAGGCUGUGCAGCAGGUGGUGGAGACAUAUGGCAAGUUGGAUGUCCUGGUGAACUCUGCUGCGGGGAACUUUUUGGCUCUGGCCGAGAAACUGUCGACGAACGCGUUCCGGACCGUCAUGGAGAUUGACGCUAUUGGGACGUUCAACAUGAGUCGGGCAGCAUUCGAGCCGCUGAAACGCAGUGGCGAUGGACGGAUUGUCAAUAUCACAGCCACACUGCAGCUCCCUGCGACGUGGUACCAAGUGCACGCGUCGGCGGCCAAAGCUGCAGUGGACAGCAUUACCCGCUCAUUGGCGCUGGAGUGGGGACAAUUUGGUAUUCGUGUGACUGGUGUCGCUCCUGGACCGAUUGCAGAUACGGCUGGCACGGCCAAAUUAGGAGGAGACAGAGACGCGGCAGCGAGGAAGGAAUAUAUAGCCAGUACGAUCCCUGUGGGUCGCGCCGGUGCUAAGACGGACAUUGCUGCUGCAGUGCUGUACUUGGUGUCCCCCGUAGGCAACUUUGUGUCUGGGGAAGUGCUGAUUGUCGAUGGAGGACACUAUUUGUACAAGAAACCCAUCAUGUCUCGUGCGGCACUUGAGCACUGGUCCAAGACGAUGGAGAAAAAGUCACGCGUCGUGGCCGACUCGAAGUUGUAA
Molecule: messenger RNA, 894 nt
Organism: Hyaloperonospora brassicae
Lineage: Eukaryota; Oomycota; Peronosporomycetes; Peronosporales; Peronosporaceae
Source: the annotation of a GenBank genome assembly